GAGCUCUAAUCACUUCCACUGCAUCCUGGUGCUGCUUCUGCCAUGGCGUCUCUGCUCCUCAAUUCUUCUUGUUUAUGUGCUCCCAGAAGGAACCCAAAUUCCCUGCGCUCCUCUCUCUCCAAGCAUCGAACAUUUCAGCAAAAGACCCUCCCGUCCUUCUCGCUGUCGCUCUCUUUUAAACCCAAUUCAGGAAAAAGGAUUAAGUUCUCUGCUAGAGAUGAUGAACAGGAGAAGGAACAAUCCUCGUCCUCUUCUGUUGCCGUAGUUUCGGAUAGCCCUAACGGGGAUGAAGCCCCUAAUGGUGACUCGUCCGUCGAAAUCCAGUUGAGUGAACAAGUUGGUUCAGAAGAGAAGAUCAAACAGCAGGAAGUGGAUUGGAAAGCAGAUGAAGAGUUCAAGAAGUUCAUGGGCAAUCCUUCUAUCGAAGCGGCAAUUAAACUCGAGAAAAAGGGAGCCGAUCGAAAACUCAGGGAACUCGACAGGGAACCGAGCAGUAACCCAAUCGUUGGAUUCUUUAACAGAGUAGUACGUGACAGCUUGUUCAGAGAGAGGGUAAGGUUGGAGAGAGCAGAGGAAGCUUUCAAGGCGCUCGACCUCAACAAGCUGAAGAGUUGCUUUGGGUUUGAUACAUUCUUUGCCACCGAUGUUCGAAGGUUUGGGGAUGGAGGGAUCUUUAUUGGAAACUUGAGGAAACCGGUUGAGGAAGUGAUGCCCAUAUUGGAGAGAAAGCUAUCUGAAGCGGCUGGCCGAGAAGUCAUUCUAUGGUUCAUGGAGGAAAAAACAAAUGACAUAACAAAGCAGGUUUGUAUGGUGCAACCAAAAUCCGAAAUGGAUCUUCAAUUCGAGCUUUCCAAAUUGAGCACUCCAUGGGGUUAUGUCAGCUCAAUACUCUUAUGUGUGGCAACUUUUGGGACGAUUGCUCUGAUGAGUGGCUUCUUUCUUAGACCUGAUGCCACGUUCGGUGACUACAUCGAUGAUAUUGUGCCUCUAUUUGGAGGCUUCCUCUUCAUUUUGGGAGUUUCUGAGAUUGCCACGAGGGUAAUGGCAGCUCGGUAUGGUGUUAAACUUAGCCCAUCUUUUCUUAUUCCAUCAAAUUGGACAGGAUGCUUAGGUGUGAUAAAUAACUAUGAGUCGCUGCUGCCUAAUAAGAAAGCUCUUUUCGAUAUUCCCGUGGCACGCACAGCCAGUGCAUACUUGACAUCGUUAGUGCUUACUGUUUCAGCUUUCGUGGCUGAUGGCAGCUUUAAUGGAGGCGACAAUGCCCUGUAUAUAAGGCCUCAGUUCUUCUAUAAUAACCCGCUACUUACUUUUAUACAAUUUGUAAUUGGACCUUAUACAGAUGAUCUUGGCAAUGUAUUGCCUUAUGCAGUGGAAGGAGUGGGGGUCCCAGUUGACCCCCUUGCUUUUGCUGGACUUCUAGGAAUGGUAGUGACUUCUUUGAACCUAUUGCCAUGUGGGAGACUUGAAGGAGGCCGCAUUGCUCAGGCUUUGUUUGGAAGAAACACUGCCACACUACUCUCUUUUGGCACAUCUCUUUUGCUUGGGAUAGGUGGCUUAAGUGGCAGUGUCCUGUGCCUGGCAUGGGGUUUAUUUGCAACCUUCUUCCGAGGUGGGGAAGAAAUACCCACCAAGGAUGAGAUCACCCCCUUGGGAGAUGAUAGAUAUGCAUGGGGCUUGGUCCUGGCCAUCAUCUGUUUUCUGACUCUUUUCCCCAAUGGUGGAGGCACAUUCUCUAGCUCAUUCUUUAGCCCACCAUUUUUCAGGGGUGAUGUGUAGAUACACGUGUAUGCAAGUAUCAUUUAUGUUAUACCUAUAUAUUCUUCAAAUGUAUCAGCAAAUCGAUA
Messenger RNA from Telopea speciosissima, 1844 nucleotides. Its product is annotated as probable zinc metallopeptidase EGY3, chloroplastic. The transcript has 6 exons. Bases 43 to 1776 code for a protein of 577 amino acids. The record is from RefSeq and is a predicted model, not a curated record. NCBI's taxonomy places the organism in Eukaryota, Viridiplantae, Streptophyta, Magnoliopsida, Proteales, Proteaceae.